Molecule: messenger RNA, 336 nt
Organism: Cercopithifilaria johnstoni
Lineage: Eukaryota; Metazoa; Nematoda; Chromadorea; Rhabditida; Onchocercidae
Source: the annotation of a GenBank genome assembly
AUGUUCAGCAAGCAGAGAUUCAGCCUGCUUAGACGACAAUCUCGCAGAUGGCACAAUGCUGCUGGGUCAAAAUUUCGAUCAUCAGAAAUCACAAUACGUUCAACAAAUUUGGAUGAAAAAAUGCAGGAAGUUGUUAAAGAGAUUGCAAAACGAGCAUUGAGUCGUUCUUCAUCAGAAAAUGAAGUUGCUUCAAUAAUCAAGAAGUAUUUCGAUGAAAUAACCGGGUCAUGUUGGCAUUGUAUAGUUGGAAGAAACUUCGGGUCACAUGUGGAAUGCACUCUUCAUGCGCAUCUUAUUUAUUCUAGAAUUGCUAUUGUUUUAUACAAAACAGAUUAA